This is a messenger RNA of Lithohypha guttulata, 2682 nucleotides long. RefSeq lists its product as uncharacterized. Gene Ontology annotation, molecular function: magnesium ion transmembrane transporter activity. NCBI's taxonomy places the organism in Eukaryota, Fungi, Ascomycota, Eurotiomycetes, Chaetothyriales, Trichomeriaceae. Gene Ontology annotation, cellular component: membrane. Bases 1 to 2682 code for a protein of 893 amino acids. Gene Ontology annotation, biological process: magnesium ion transport. The record is from RefSeq and is a predicted model, not a curated record. The transcript is spliced from 2 exons.
AUGUCACUCGCUGGCGAAAUCGACGCUUCCUCCCUCCAUCUCCUCUAUGCCGCCCACACCCUCAUCGCUCGCAACGAGACCUCGAACUCUACCACGUCUGCCACCAAUGAAGGUCGUCCAGCUGUCUACAAGAUCAUCGGUCUGUCUUUGGCUGUGGCUUCUGGUCUGUUCAUUGGUAUUUCCUUUGUGCUGAAGAAGGUCGGCCUGCUGAAGGCCAAUGUCAAAUACAAUGAGGAAGCAGGUGAGGGCUAUGGUUAUUUGAAAAAUGUAUACUGGUGGGGAGGCAUGAUCCUGAUGAUAGUGGGAGAAGUCUGCAAUUUUGUCGCCUACGCUUUUACCGAUGCUAUUCUGGUCACCCCAUUAGGCGCUUUAUCCGUGGUGGUUACCACCAUUUUGAGUGCCAUCUUCCUCAAAGAACGUCUGAGUUUCGUCGGCAAGGUUGGCUGCUUCUUGUGCAUAGUUGGUUCAGUUGUUAUUGUCCUCAACGCUCCCGAGCAGAGUGCUGUCGCAGAUAUCCAACAGAUGAAGCACUUUGUCAUUGCCCCAGGCUUUCUCACUUACGCUGGUAUUAUCAUUGUUGGCAGCACAUUUAUCGCCUUGUGGGUCGGACCACGCUAUGGCAAGAAGAGCAUGUUCGUCUAUCUGAGCGUAUGCAGUUUCAUUGGUGGCUUAAGUGUCGUUGCUACACAAGGCCUGGGUGCUGCUGUCGUCGCGCAAGCUAGCAAAGGUAACCAGUUCAAUCAGUGGUUCUUGUAUGUCCUGCUGGUCUUCGUUGUUGCAACACUGCUGACCGAAAUCGUUUAUCUUAAUAAAGCUCUCAACAUAUUCAACGCUGCGCUCGUCACGCCAACCUAUUAUGUAUUCUUCACUAGCACCACCAUCAUCACUUCUGCCAUUUUGUUCAGAGGAUUCCAUGGAACAGCUGUAACCAUCGCAACUGUCGUGAUGGGUUUCUUGGUUAUUUGUUCUGGCGUCGUCCUAUUGCAGCUCUCCAAGUCCGCUAAAGACGUUCCAGAUGCAGCUAUCUUCAAAGGCGACCUCGAUCAAGUACGAGAAGUGGCCGAGCAGGAGGCAGCAGAAAGCGAGCCAAAGGCUGAUGCAAUUCGUGGUGCAGCCUCAAUCAUCAGACGACUGUCAACACCGCGACGCCAAAUGGAGCAAAUGGAAGCAAAACGUAUACGUGAAGAAAAGUUGUCGGAACACCUCGAGCCCCUCAAAGAGAACGAGAUCGCCGAGUGGGAUGGCAUUCGAAGAAGGAAAACUGUAGUUGGAUCUGGACUUGCUCCAUCACCCAUUGUACGGCGAAAAACACUUCACCCGCCCUUGGGUAUGACACAAUUUCCAGAAGACAGUCCCGAUCGGAACGACGGCAGCAACAAAGCCUUCCUAGACAAUGUCCGAGAGCGUGCUCACGGCAUGUUUGGCGGUCGUCAUAAACACGACGACGAUGACACAGUCGCAGCAGAACAUGCAGACCCCAGAAGCCCGGAACAUCCAGUGGCUCUGACCAACAUUCGAUUUCCGAAAUCUGGAGAUGGAACUUCUCCCGCACUACCGUAUGGACCGGGCAGUCUAGAAGAGGCCCAGGAGCACAUAUACGGCCACCCUGGUUUUACUAAGAAAAAGCCCAUGCCUUCGCCGAGAUCGAAGCCAUUACCAGCAUCGCCAGCUCCGACAGACUCUGGAUUGCGACCACCUGCAGAAGCUAAACGUCAAUUCUCUUUCUCCAAUUUUCUCAGACACUCGAAGCAGUCAGGCCAUAGCACAGACACAGCUUAUGCACGCCCUUCGACUGCUACGAGCCAUCUAGAACGUAAAGCAGCUAAGACUGCUACCGAAGAGGAAAGAAUGGGUUUGACCAAAGGUGAUUCAUCCCGUCCACUCAUGGGCGAGACUUCCCCUGAACGCAAACAAGGAACACUACAGCCCAUACCAAGCCGAGAAUCCCACGAACCAUCCGACACAGCAUCUUUAUAUGAAGCAUAUCCUUACACCCAAUCCCAAAGACAUCACAGAUCCGCCUCGCCAGAUGCUAUGUUGGACGAAGGUAUGGAAUCUGACAGUAGCUAUCAGGGUCGACAACAGACUUAUCACGAACCAUUCAGUUUUUCCUCCAAAGGGCCCACGACCGGCCAGCAAACUCCACAACAGAGAACCCCAAGUCGGAGAAGGCCGAGCCCACCAGCGAUAUAUACACCUCCACCACCAAUACUAUCAUCCCACCUUAGAGACCUCACCCAGUCCUCAGAACGAGCAACUCAACUACCCCCAAUAGAACCCCCAGCCUCGACAACUACCAGAAGAAUAACGAUAGGCGACCCUCCACCAGCGAGCCGACCAGCGCCUUCCCUCGACCCACCGGUUCAGUUCGCUCCCUCAAGCAGGCAAGCACCAUCGACGCAGCUGAAUCCCAUCUACAGCAGCCAGAGCCCAGACGACGCCGGACCAAGUGAGUACACAUCGAUCAUUUCGCGAGGUAGACCGAUCGCCACCGCUAUGCAGCAGAAUCCGUCGAUUUAUGCCGACUCAGCCUCCUCAACUCGAAGUGACAACAGCAAUAACGGUAGCAAGGAUCGUUUCGCUGAGCAAAGCGCGCGAGAAAGAGCCGAGAGACGUGAGAGGGCUCAAAGACGACAAAGUCAAGGUCCUGAUAGCGCGACACAAGGUACAGACUUUUCUUAG